This is a messenger RNA of Cladophialophora psammophila CBS 110553, 1620 nucleotides long. RefSeq lists its product as uncharacterized. Lineage: Eukaryota; Fungi; Ascomycota; Eurotiomycetes; Chaetothyriales; Herpotrichiellaceae. The record is from RefSeq and is a predicted model, not a curated record. The transcript is spliced from 2 exons. Bases 1 to 1620 code for a protein of 539 amino acids.
AUGGCUCAUGGCGAGCCUCAAAAGAUUGACACCGUCAUUGUCGGAAAUGGCCCCUCCGCCUUGAUUCUCUCAUACAUCCUCCAUGGGCACAUCCCUUACUACGACAAAUGCAGUCCACAUCCAGAUGCCAUCCUCCAUGAGAAACUGCUCCGGUUAGGCCAUGAUCUUCUCGAUCUCGAUUUCGACUUCUUGACCGAGCAUUUUUCCGGCUCGCGAUUUUCUUACUCGACUCAAGCCCUGCCCCUCAAUGUCUUGCUCGACACGUUGGUGAGACCUCUGGGAGAAACAGACGAUGCGGAGAAAAAGACGUGUAUCAGGUGGGCAUACGAGCCUUCGCGAGCGGUCGCUCAUGUGGUUAUUGGACAGGCCCGCAGUGCAGGUGGGCAAUGGGUAGAGAAUCCUGUGCGUGCAAGUUUGGACAUUGGAACGCUCAGCUAUGCCGGAAUGAUCUCGCUUCCAGGCUACGGUUUCGAUGAACACUACCAAAGACGAAACGGUCGACCUAUGCCAGUCUAUCUCAGACCAUCCCGACGUGCUGUCGCCGACUAUGUCGCCGAAUAUCCCUACCAGGUGGGUAUCGCCGAUUCAAUUCGUAACGGAGAGCACGUCGAGGGUAUUUCUCGUCGUGGCGAUAGUUUCUAUGUCGCAUCGCACAAUAUCCUGUGCAAGAAUCUUGUUCUCGCCUCUGGAAUUUUCAGCGAGGUCAUCCAACCACGACCUCUACUCCGUCCACUGGUCGACCUGCUUGCCAACCAGACUGAACCAUCUGCCGACCCGCUUCUCGUCAUCGGUUCCGGCUUCAGUGCUGCUGAUGUCAUGAUUUCGAGCCCACCGGACCAAAAGAUCAUUCACAUUUACAAAUGGGCGCCUUCGACAUCACCUUCUCCCCUUCGCGCUUGUCAUCACCAAGCCUAUCCCGAAUACGCAGGCAUCUACCGGCGGAUGAAGCUUGCGGCCAGCGUUUCCCCCAAGCACAAGGAUAAGCGCCCAAAAUAUGGUCGCAUCAUGUCCGGCUUUGAAUCCAGUCGCGACUGGAAUGCGACGUAUGAGGGAUUGCCGAACACCGAAGUCACCGGCGUUCAAGCUACCGACAAUGGAUUGGCAGCCACAGUCACUUUGCAAGGAGCCAGCAAGAACGAACUGCCAUUUCAGCGUCAGGUGAGCGGUCUGGCGUAUGUCGUUGGAAGACGGGGCUCGCUGAACUAUCUCUCACCAGUUCUGCUUGGCCAGGUAUUGCCCGCAGAUACUGGUUCGCAAGCAGCGAGUGCUGGCAUGAUAUCAGCACAGACACUACGCGAAAAGGCGAACGAAGAUCUGGAAGUUGCGCCGCAUGUUUUCAUCAUCGGCAGUCUGACCGGUGAUUCCCUGAUUCGCUUUGCGUAUGGCGGGUGUGCCUACGCUGCAGGAAAGAUAAUGCGGAACGCGGCAGAGAGUGACCAGAGUAAAGAAGAGUUGAACAAGCCAAAGAGUAAUGGUGUAGUCAAGGUUUGUUUAGGCGAGUACGAAACGCCGACCUCCUCGCCAAAGAUUCCUGCCAUGAAUGGUCUGGAUGGUCAUGAAUCGAGUCCCAUGAGCUUGGUGGAGAGGAGCUACAUGUCGCUAGAUAGACGGAAAGGAUGA